Molecule: messenger RNA, 660 nt
Organism: Rodentolepis nana
Lineage: Eukaryota; Metazoa; Platyhelminthes; Cestoda; Cyclophyllidea; Hymenolepididae
Source: the annotation of a GenBank genome assembly
AUGAGUCAGUGUGUCCGCAUCACAGAUCUCGCUUUCGCUCUUUCUCUCUCUCUCUGCAAAGUUUUGAUUUCUAUUUUCGAUGCCUUUUUCUCUCUCCACUUCAGCGAUGAAGACAUGAUAUCCCUGGCUUCCUCAAUGUCCCUUACCUACGCUCCCUCCUCAGCUUAUGGCAUGAUGGGCAGUAGUCGAUUUGGCAGUGAUUCACCCAUUCCAGAAGCUGCAAACAGUCCAACCGAUGACUUCACUAGCAUUACCAACCAACUUCAAGCUCUUGAAAGAUGUCCAGAUCCUCCGGAGGUGAAUGCCAAGAACGAAAAAGAUGAACUCCCCUUUGGAAAUAUGAAUGAGACUAAGGUGCAAUGCCAUAAGUAUUCGCAAUUUUCGUUUGGUAAUUACCUAAGCUCUCCUUCCGGUCUGUUCAUAUAUAUCUCGUUGCCCAAUUUUGGUGUCAUUAAACUGCAACCGUUUGGACCUACGGCUGAUUGUGAUCGAAUUCGUGCUGUUCCAGCUUCUGUUGAGUAUAAAAUGCGUCCACAGAUCUUUGGCAGAAUUUUUGGUAAGCCUUUGACACUUUAUUGGCACCACGCUAUUUAUAUUUCUUUAUUAGUUCAAGUCCUUUGUUUGUGUUAUGUGCGUAAAAUGAAGCUCUGUCGCCGUUGA